Molecule: messenger RNA, 2898 nt
Organism: Kwoniella botswanensis
Lineage: Eukaryota; Fungi; Basidiomycota; Tremellomycetes; Tremellales; Cryptococcaceae
Exons: 3
Coding region: 1-2898 (965 amino acids)
Biological process (GO): regulation of glycogen biosynthetic process
Cellular component (GO): protein phosphatase type 1 complex
Molecular function (GO): glycogen binding; protein phosphatase 1 binding
Source: RefSeq, a predicted model, not a curated record
AUGCCAUACGCUGAGCCAACACAUUCGCCUAUGGCCUCUCCUGUCAAGGAGAGCCCUUUCCACUUCCACCGCAAAGCUCACCACACUCCACCCAAACACAUCGAGGACAUCGACUAUGGUGUUGGUUCCUCCUCUGGACCCAUGCCUGGAAUCCCUCGUCGGAACUCAAGCCACUCUGGUUCAUCUACGCCUCGUCGAGGGAUGUUUGACUCUAUAUCGAAAGCCACCCACGCUAUCAAUUCACAAACAUUUCCCAUCUCACGACCGAUGGAAGGUUUACCCCGAAGAUCACCGUCAUCCUCUGGACCCAGUUCGCACUUAGUGUCAGGCUUACCGCCCGCUGAGAGCAGCUCGUUGGGUCUCAAACUCCAUCCCAGCCCCAUCAAAUCACCACUCCUGCAUCGAGCUGUCCGAGACUCGAUGACCUCGAACUCCACUGCCGAUUCGUCACUCCCCUCGACACCCAGCAGUCCACAUGUCACUCUUCCUGUUCACAUACACGACCCUUCCAAGAAUGGUGAAUCAUCGGUUCCCUUCCCCGCCUUCGACCCAGAGUUCAAACCACCUCCGCGAUCGUCGGCAUCUCGGGGUCUUCUCUCACCAAACAGCAGACCAACCUUAGCCAGCAUGAGAAGAUCCUCCGCUGGUCACGUCAGAGGUGGUCAGAAUUCUACUGGUUCCCUCCAGAUAACCUUCCCACCACCGGUGUCACACUCGGAUGAUUCUUCACCAAUAAUAGGUGGUAGCUCAACAAUGCUUCGGCCGAUCAAUAUGAUCCGAAAGAAGAGUGGUGAAAUAGUGAAACCUUCCCUCAAACAACGAUCAAUGUCAACACCCGAUCUCACUCGUCAAGCACAUGAAUCUCCUACCGAUGAACACGAUAGUCCUCGUGGAUUCGGUGAAGAGCGAUCGAAGAGUGUGAGAUUUGCGGAUGCUAGUGAAGGAGAUGCAAAAGCUCUAGAGAGUGUGGUGCUAUUCCUUAGAGAACAGAAGGUCACGGCUGUAGGGAAAGCCGCAGAUCCCGAAAAUGCUGCUUAUACCGAGACUGAAACGGAGAACGAUACCGAUACGGACUUCGUCCAAUUCCGAACGAGAAGGAAUGCAGCUGCUAAAGCGGCGGAUGAAAAUCAAAUAAUCAUGGAAGGUGCUAGUAGGAUACCUAGGAAGAGAACCGAUUUCUCACCUGAUGCUAGAGGUAGUUUAGCAGGAGAGAAUGUGCUGCUGGAAAGAAUAGAGUUACAAUCUGGUUUAGGGCCCUUAUGUAUGAGAGGAACGGCUGUCGUCAGAAACGUUGCUUUCCAGAAAUGGGUUGCGGUUAGGUUCACACUUGAUCAUUGGCAAACCGUUUCCGAAGUGGCUGGUACCCACGUCUGUCAUAUUCCAGCUGCUACCAGUGGUGAUGAAGGAUGGGAUAGAUUCAGUUUCUCUAUCAAACUUGACGACUAUAAGCGAAAACUUGAAGAGCGUCAAUUGAUCCUUUGCGUUCAUUAUUCAGUUGAAGGUCAAGAUUGGUGGGAUUCGAACGACGGGAUGAACUACAACUUCACCUUCAAGAAGCCCGCACCUCGUCGCAACACUCGGUCGUCUCUGCCUCCAUCUUUAGGCGCCACCUAUACCACCGAAGAGCUGCCUUCAGGUCUCCCAGGCUUAAGGAAGAGCAACGCACCUCCACCUUCAGCGCAUAUCAACAAGGCUUUCGGUGCUCCCUCGUCCGGUCCUGCGUCUUGGGUAUUCCCCAAACUGUCACAACGAAUGAACGGUCAAGUCCAAACCCCAUCUCGACCUGAUUCACCUAUGCAAACUCCACCUCCCAAUUCAUUUAAGCCUCCUGCUCCCCCUUCGACUCACGCUCACCUUACACUUGCCAAGUAUUGUGCGCCUUCACCUCCUCUGUCCCCAACCAAAGAUGCGUCGCCCACAAUGCCUCAAAUCGUCAGUCCGGAAUCGUAUGAUCCUGUAGACUUACAACGAAAGACCAGCAUGAAUGUCAUCAACGGCAACUACGCCACACUAGUAGCUCCUGAUAUGGGUCAUGAGCGAAGAUCGAGUUGGAAUGGUCAAAACAACAGUUGGGAUUCGUUUUCCCAGGCCAUGGAGAACUCAGCUUCGCCCUCCAAAUCCUCCAGUGGCGAUGCCACCCCCACAGCCCAUCGAUCUCCCGAGGUCCCAGAAGAUGAUCAAAACUCGACUCCUGAACACAAACCUCUGACUCUCAAGAGAUCUACUGGUGAUCUCAGAAAGCUCAUGCACGAUGCUGAGAACGCUGAUCUGGGUCUCAUGACUCCUCCAUCGUCAAAUCUUUCUUCGCCACCUACGCCGACCCACACCGGUCUCCCAACUAUACCGAUGUCACCUGCACCAUCAGCUUCAACUGGUGAAUCUUCUCCAGUAGAAACUAUGAGCAACGAGUCGACGCCCGAUCUGGCUUCUUUGUCAAUUGAGAUUGACCCAAAGCAGAAAGAUCAAAAGAAAAUGUUGGAUAACAGUUAUCAGGAAUUUCUCGACAAAUUCUGUUUCUUCCAAUCACCUCGAAUGACACCUGUUGAGCUUGAACCGGUUUACAGUCGACCAUCUUUCGUGCCCUCGAAAGGCGACAAUUCACCCAACGGAUUCCCCUUCUAUGGAACUGGAGGUAAUGGUCACAAUUCACCUCGAAAUACACCUACGCCUACGAGACAGUACAACUCGGCUCAAGAUGCCUUCAAUUUCAACGCUACUCCCCGACCCACCAGCGCUGAUCAUCAACAACAGCAGAAGCUGAACUCUGAUGUAUCAUCUCCGACUAAUCCUCUCGGUCAUUUGGCUCCUGGUUUCCACGCUUCACCGGCUGAUACGAGAGCUUGGGCACAACAGAUCCACAGUAAUACUGCUUCACCUUCGUUAACUGCGGCGAAGUAA